This is a messenger RNA of Manacus vitellinus (golden-collared manakin), 372 nucleotides long. Its product is annotated as src kinase-associated phosphoprotein 1-like. Gene Ontology annotation, cellular component: plasma membrane; cytoplasm. The annotation marks the transcript as partial. The transcript is spliced from 3 exons. Lineage: Eukaryota; Metazoa; Chordata; Aves; Passeriformes; Pipridae. The record is from RefSeq and is a predicted model, not a curated record.
GCAAGCAACCAAGAGGCACCUUCUCCAUCGAGCACUACAGUGCCCGGCUGGUCUCCCACCUCCGCAAAGAUUCCCGGAAAAAAUGCUGUUUUGAGUUAACCUGCCCUGGCAAACGCACCUACGAGUUCACAGCCCCAAGCCCAGCAGAGGCUGAAGACUGGGUGGACCAGAUCCAGUUCCUCCUCAAGGACCUGAGCUCCCUGACCAUCCCGUACGAGGAGGAGGAGGAGGAGGAGGAGGAGGAGGAGGAGGAAGAGCUCUACAACGACGUGGACAGCUCUGACUCCAUGAACACCUCCCACAACACCACCCUGACCCAGGAGGAGCCCAACCUGGAGCUGGAAGGGGAGGACAUCUAUGAGGUCCUGCCAG